AUGAAAAGAUUUAUUGCAACCAAGUUUAAACCAAGUUCCAGUAGCUUACAUCUGCCUAUUCAACGUAGUGAUUCACUGGUUUCAAGAGAAUCAUCAUCAUCAUUCUAUAGUGGUAUGAAUCGUAACAACAACAAUCAUUGGAAACCAUCUGAUGAUGAUCAUCUUCGUCACUUCUAUCAUAGUGAAAAAGAAGAAGACACAAUUGGAAUGUACCAUCAACAUCCGGCCACAACCUUAGAGAAUCAUCCAGGUCACAAUCAUACCAAUUUAGAAAGCCAUCAUCAUUAUUAUUUGAAUGAUACAGAUCAUCAGUCCGUUCUAUCCACCACUAGUACACACGAUGGAUUAUUACAGAAAAAAAACCGUCAUGGCGGGUUUUUUGACAAAUACAAAAAAAAUGGAUUUAGACAAACUAUUUUUUCCAUCUUAUCAACACAACCAAAAGUAGAAGAGAUAAAUCAUGAUGAUCAUCGCCAUUCCUCCUUUCUCCCAGUAACAACAAUAAUGACUGAAAAAGAAGUGAUACAACCAACAAAGCCAUCACCAGUUUACUCACCACCAGAACGACAACCUCAUGUUAAGAAUAUAAAAAAUGCAUCAUACCCAUUAUGGAUAAAUGAUUCAAGGAUGAAUCAUCAGCAUAAUACCCGCCCUCACCGGCACUGGUUACCCUUUUUUUCCUACCUUUUUGCAAUGGCCACUUGUAUUCUUUUAAUUUAUGAAAUCAUCCAGUUCAAACAAAACUAUGGUACCAUCAUCAACUUAUCACCUUUCAACAUAAUGCUUGGUCCAAAUUCUAAGAUUUUUAUUCGUUCAGGGGCACUUUUUACACCUUGUAUGCGAUCUAGUCAAUCGAUUUCAUCUUCUGCUGUAUACAAAUGCCCAAGUGACAACGGUCAACCAAGUACUUUAUCGGCACCGUCAUGGUCAUAUUCUUUUAACGAUGGAAAUGAUGAUGACGGUAUCCAAUGUUCAUUGAAGGAUAUGUGUGGAUUAUCGUCAUUUGAUCAAAAUUCGGAUCAGCCUUAUCAACCUUAUAGAUUUAUUACUGCUAUUGCUGUUCAUGGUGGUAUCAUCCAAUGGUUAGUUAAUAUAGCCAUUUUAUUGACAUUUGGAGCAACAAUAGAACGACGUGUCAACCCUAUACGAUUCAUGCUGGUGUGGACUUUAUCUGGUACCUUUGGUUAUGUGCUCGCCUCUGUAUUUGUACAUGAUGAUAUAGUUCUUAUGGGUUGCCUUGGUUCCUUGAAUGGUAUUUUUGGCUUAGCUUUGGUGAAUCAUAUCCAAACAUGGCAAAUGACUCCUCAAUCUAGUAUCCAUUUUUUCAAACUUUUAUUAUUGAUUGUUUUGAGUGCCGCUCUUGGUUACUUGCCAGGGUAUAAUAAUUUCUGUCAUUUAGGUGGAUUUAUGGCAGGGAUAUUAUCAGGUAUUGUCGUGAUACCAACAAAAUGGACUUUUCGAUUCAAUAAGAAAUACUGGAUCAUGAUGAUGUUUAUUCGGCUCUUAGCGCUGGUCGCAUUGGGUGUUCUAUUUUACUUACUACUUUCCAAAUUUUAUUCUAAUCAAAAUAUGUUAGAUGAUUGCUCCUGGUGUGGUUACAUGACCUGUCUCCCUAUCUUCAACAUGUGUAAAGGUCAUUGA
This is a messenger RNA of Halteromyces radiatus, 1641 nucleotides long. RefSeq lists its product as uncharacterized. The coding region runs from base 1 to 1641 and encodes 546 amino acids. Gene Ontology annotation, molecular function: serine-type endopeptidase activity. Gene Ontology annotation, biological process: proteolysis. The transcript is spliced from 7 exons. Lineage: Eukaryota; Fungi; Mucoromycota; Mucoromycetes; Mucorales; Cunninghamellaceae. Gene Ontology annotation, cellular component: membrane. The record is from RefSeq and is a predicted model, not a curated record.